AUGGAAGAUUCGCGAUUCCGCUCUCAGCAGGCGCCGAGGAACGAGCCGCCCGUCAACCCGCUUGUCUCACCCUCUCGCGGCGCCGCUCGCAUCCCUCAGCAGCAGCAGCGGCAGCAGCAGCAACUACAACAGCCUUCGGGCCACGACCUGCGUUCCUCCUUACCUCGCCGCUUCACCACCGAUUCGGGCCUGGUGCCGACACUCUCGUCAAUGAGCUCACUGGCCUCUCCGCCCCGUGGGACCGACGUACCUCAAGACUAUACCGGAUCCCAAGAGUAUAAUAACAUUGAGAAGAAGCGGUUGGAAUAUGAGAGGAUUCGAGAACAGAGACGGCUCUUUGAGAUUGAGAUGCACGCAUUAGAUCAGAAACAGAGGCGAGAGGCGCUGGAAUUGGUGCGAAUGGAAGAAGAGAUGAGUCGAUUCGCCGGGCACCAGUCGGAGCCGACAACUCCUCCCGAAUAUCGAAACACCAACAACGGCUUUCCUUCCAUCUUCUCGCGGCCGAAUCGCUUCUCGACUUCGAGCAUAACUUCUCCCCCGGGCUUAUUCGGCCGACCGGUUCGCUCCGGCUCGCUGUUGGACUCUCCUGUCCACGGCGCCGGCUCGCUUCAGCAGUCAUACGGGCUUGACGAUGCCCAAGUGCCAUCGCGGUCUGUUCCUAUUACGCGCCGUAACAGCGAUGAUGAUGAUAAAGAGGAGGCUGUUCGUCAAGACCCGAGCAGUCAGCGAUCGACAAACUCGUAA
Trichoderma atroviride IMI 206040 is the source of this 744-nucleotide messenger RNA. Lineage: Eukaryota; Fungi; Ascomycota; Sordariomycetes; Hypocreales; Hypocreaceae. The record is from RefSeq and is a predicted model, not a curated record.